UUCGCUUGAUUGUUCGCCAUUGUAAACUAACAAAACAGCAGAGCGAUUUUAGGAUUAAGAGUUAUUAAGUGAGAUUUUACUCUUUUGACUUUCGAUUUUGCCAAGAUGUCGAUGGCAACGAAUUACAGAUACGAAGUGGAUCGUCCCGGAGCGAAAAACCUCAGGAAAGCUCUGAAAAGACAGGAAGAAAGAAUCAAGAAUGAUGAGUGCAACUCAGAACAGGAAGCAAAAGUGAAAAGUGAAAUUAGAAUCAACCAGAUUGCAGACUGGAUGGAAAAACAGGAAGAGAAUAGUGAGAGACGAAUGCUGAAAGAGUGGGCUGCUGACACUAAAGAAGAGCUUUCUCUAGCAAACAAAGAAUUGACAGCUGUUAGAAGAGCCCAGCUUCAGAAGCUGUUGUAUACAGAGCAUGCCUUGUAUGAAAUGGAACUUAAUGCACAUGGAAAAUCUUUCUUUAUACAAAGAACAUGAGAUUAAGUGUAACUACAAUGGGUAAAAUUAUGAGAAGAUUACUGUGAUAGGUUCUCACACUCAUUGUUAGUUGUGCUUUUUUCUUGUAAAAUAUUUGCUCCUGUUCCUUUAAUAAUGGAAAAAAUAUGAGGUGACAUAUUAUUUUAACAUCAGAUAACUUGAUAUAAUUUGUUUAAAAAUUCUUCAGAUUUUUACUGCAGUUUUAAUCCUGUAAUGAUACUGUAACAGCUCAUAUACAUGCACGUCAUUGUCAAUGUGUCAGCUGUCUCGUUAGAUGUAUAGCAUUAUAAGUCAACUUUGCUUUAUUUUGCAUACAAAAAUUAUUGUGGCUGCAAAUAGCUAGAUAUGUUUGAUGGGGAAAGAAAUGGCGACUUUUGUGUCUGGGAAGACAGGGUGGUAAUAGGUGCAUGAUCUGAACUGAGUAGCUGGCUGAAAGGAAUUUUCAGGCGCAUCACUUAGAGUUCGUUGCAAAACAUCACGCCCUUCUACAUGUAGGAAGGGUGCAGGGCCAUGCUCCUUUGUAAGAAAAUUGACAUUUGGCAUCUAACAUUCUUGGACAUAUUUGGCUGAAAUGUAUAACUUAUUUUGGCGGGACAUUGAUGUUAGAAUCCGUUCAAAAAUACUUAUUUUCUUGGUUUGGUCACAAUUCCUAGAUUAGCCGGCGCAAAAUGGUCCGACAGCCAUAAGGUUUCUGUCGCCUACUGGCUUCUAAGGGCAAACCUGGUCUCUGAAAGAACCCAUGGACAGGUGAAUACCUGACAAAGUUAAAAAAUUAAUAAUCAGCCCAAAUUAAAUAUAUUUUGAAACAAUCA
Pocillopora damicornis (cauliflower coral) is the source of this 1283-nucleotide messenger RNA. RefSeq lists its product as uncharacterized. Lineage: Eukaryota; Metazoa; Cnidaria; Anthozoa; Scleractinia; Pocilloporidae. The record is from RefSeq and is a predicted model, not a curated record.